Molecule: messenger RNA, 1722 nt
Organism: Fusarium fujikuroi IMI 58289
Lineage: Eukaryota; Fungi; Ascomycota; Sordariomycetes; Hypocreales; Nectriaceae
Product: related to thioredoxin
Exons: 2
Coding region: 1-1722 (573 amino acids)
Biological process (GO): protein modification by small protein removal
Molecular function (GO): peptidase activity
Source: RefSeq, a predicted model, not a curated record
AUGGACGUCCAACUCUUUGUCUAUGACCUCUCACGAGGCCUGGCACGCCAGAUGUCCAUGGGUCUUCUAGGCUUUCAGCUCGAUGCCAUAUAUCACACCUCUAUAGAACUCAACGGCAGAGAGUAUGUCUAUGAUGGAGGCAUUAUCGCAAUCAGACCAGGCUCGUCACACCUUGGACAGCCCUUAGAGAAGAUCCAUCUCGGCACAACGAAUCUACCUAUGGACGUAAUAGAAGAGUUUCUCGACUCUCUACGGCCGAUCUUUACACUAGAGGCCUAUGACCUAUUUCAUCACAACUGUAAUAAUUUCAGCGAUUCAUUCGCAAACUUUCUAUUAGGAAAGGGUAUUCCAGAGCACAUUGUCAAAAUGCCACAGGCUGUUCUCGACUCGCCCAUGGGCCGUAUGCUUCUUCCUCAGCUCACUCAAGGGAUCAAUGCCGGGAGACAGAAUGGUUCUAUCCUCGGACUCCAGCAGAGCGCUCAGACGCCAAGUGCAAAACAUGGCGUCAAAAUUGUUUCCAAUUCUGCCGAGUUCGAUCGGUUGAUGAACGGGGCAAAGAAUUCAUGUGCGGUCGUCUUCUUUACCUCAGCGACAUGCCCACCUUGCAAGGUCCUCUACCCAAUUUACGACGAACUUGCGGAGGAAGUUGGAGAGAAAGCCACACUGAUCAAGGUCGACAUUGCACAGCCCCAGGCCCACGAAAUUGGAAGCCGAUAUUCCAUCAGGGCGACACCAACCAUCGUGACAUUUCUGCGUGGUGAGGAGGAAAAUAGAUGGUCAGGGGCUGAUCCAGCUGCUCUUCGAGGAAAUGUCCAGCUCCUAGUGCAAAUGGCACAUCCCGUUCAUCCUCAUGAGAGACUCCGGCUACCGACCUUUGCUGAUUCCAAUGCGAAGCCUGUUCUCUACGCAAAGGUCCCUCCGCUGGACAAACUCCUGGUUAAGAUGGGUGACGCAGUUGCUAGGAAGUCGGAGGUACAAGCUCUCAAGAAAUACCUUGAGGAUCGGGCGAAGGAUGGCCCUUCAAGUGCAGUCAUUCCUGAGAUGAACCACCUGUCGAGCCUUGUCAGGGAUUCGGUCACGACACUUCCCAUUGAUAUUCUUUUCACGAUCGUUGACUUAUUCAGAUGCGCUCUUUCGGAUCCUAGAGUCAGCGGAUACUUUGCCGAAGAAAAGAACCAUGAGACGGUCCGGACUGUGCUGGACUUUGUCAAUCAACAAUCAGGAUGCCCUUAUGCCCUUCGCCUGGUCACGCUCCAGAUGGCCUGCAACUUCUUCUCGACACCCCUAUUUUUCGACGAAAUCAUGCGAGACAACUCGUUACGUGCUUCGGUCAUUCUUCUCAUCUCUUCGAGCUUCCUUGACGAGAGUCAUAACAACGUGCGAGUUGCUGGUUCUUCCCUUCUCUUCAACUUGUCAGUGGCAAAUCGCCGGGCAAGACAAGAGUCAAAAGCUACUCUUUCAGGGGAUGACGAGAUCGAGCUUGCUGCGUCAGUAGUCGAGGCUAUAGCCUUGGAAGAGAAGUCAGCAGAGGCGUUGCAUGGAAUGCUUCUCGCUUUGGGUCACUUGGUUUAUGGUACACCACUUGAUGGCGAUCUCCCGGAUCUGUUUCAGACAGUUGGUGCAGGAGAAAAAAUCCUUGGCAAAAAGUCCAAAUUCCCAGAUGAAAAGCUCAUACCAGAAGUUGGGAAAGAGUUGUUGGGUAAGGGGCUUAGGAAACCAUAG